This is a messenger RNA of Neomonachus schauinslandi (Hawaiian monk seal), 1308 nucleotides long. It is a transcript of the gene GPR150, whose product is annotated as G protein-coupled receptor 150. NCBI's taxonomy places the organism in Eukaryota, Metazoa, Chordata, Mammalia, Carnivora, Phocidae. The transcript has a single exon. The record is from RefSeq and is a predicted model, not a curated record. Gene Ontology annotation, cellular component: membrane. Gene Ontology annotation, molecular function: corazonin receptor activity. Gene Ontology annotation, biological process: neuropeptide signaling pathway. Bases 1 to 1308 code for a protein of 435 amino acids.
AUGGAGGAUCCCUUCAGCCCCUCAACUUUCUCGCCGGCGCCCAACGUCUCCGUACCUGUCUCUCCUGGCUGGAGUCUCAACUUCACUUCUGGACAGGGGACCCCAGCCCCCGGGCCGCCGCCGCCGCCGCUGCCGCCGCCUCCCGGACCACCCAGCCGCGGCAUCCGCCUGGUCUUCCUGGGGGUCAUCCUGGUGGUGGCGGUGGCCGGCAACGCCACGGUGCUGUGCCGCCUGCGCGGGGGUGGCGGGCCCUGGGCGGGUCCCAAGCGUCGCAAGAUGGACUUCCUGCUGGUGCAGCUGGCCCUGGCGGACCUGUACGCGUGCGGAGGUACCGCGCUGUCGCAGCUGGCCUGGGACCUGCUGGGCGAGCCGCGCCGGGCGGCGGGAGACCUGUCGUGCCGCUUCGUGCAGCUGCUGCAGGCGUCCGGCCGCGGCGCUUCUGCCCACCUGGUGGUACUCAUUGCCCUCGAACGCCAGCGCGCAGUGCGCCGGCCGCAGGGCCCGCCGCUGCCCGCGCGCGCCCUCGCCACGCUGGGCUGGCUGCUGGCGCUGCUGCUGGCGCUGCCCCCGGCCUUCGUGGUGCGCGGGGGCGCCCCCUCGCCGUCUCCCGCCGCGCCCUCGGCCGCCCGCACCUGGGCGGGGGAGCGUCGCUGCCGCGACAUCUUCGCGCCCCUGCCGCGCUGGCACCUGCAGGUCUACGCGCUCUACGAAGCCGUCGCGGGCUUCGUGGCGCCGGUCGCGGUCAUGGGCGUAGCAUGCAGCCGCCUGCUCUGCGCCUGGUGGCAGCGCCUGCCCCAGGCCCCACCGCCUUCAGCGCCCUGGUCGGCGACUCCGGGCCGAGCCCCUCCGCCCAGCGCGCUUCCCCGCGCCAAGGUCCAGAGCCUGAAGAUGAGCCUGGCGCUGGCGCUGCUGUUCUUGAGCUGCGAGCUUCCCUACUUCGCCGCCCGGCUGGCGGCCGCGUGGUCGUCCGGACAGGUGGAAGACUGGGAGACCGAGGACCUGGCGGCGGCGCUGCACCUCGUGGGGGUGACCAACAGCGCUCUCAACCCCUUCGUCUACCUCUUCUUCCAGGCGGGCGGCCGCCAGCUCCUGCGGCGGCUGCGAAGGCGCCUGGGCGCAGCCUGCUGCUCGUGGGAGGGAAGAGCGGAGGACGAUGAGGGGGCCGGGGGCCACCAAGCGCUUCACCGCCACCGCUGGCCCCACCCCCAUUACCACCACGCUAGACGCGAGCAGCCCGAGGGGGGCGGCUUGCGCCCACCCCCGCCGCGCCCCCGGCCGCUGCCCUGCUCCUGCGAAAGCGCGUUCUAG